AAAUGAAAAUAAGUAGUAAUUCGUAAGUAUCGGAAUCGGAGUAUCCAACUCACAUAGAUCCACCGACGCAAUAUCCUCCAAUUUCUCCCCCAAACCGUACUCGCAAAGUUAAAACAAAUUCAAACCCCCUUUCCCAAACGCUCCGUAUAAAUACUCCUUCCUCUUCGCUCCUUCAAAUUUGCCGAAAAAUAAUCCCCCAAAUUUCCUCAAUAACAUGGCUGCAGGCGCAAAUUCCUCCCCCGCGAUCCUCCCCAUCUCCAAUGCCGCCGCGCAGCCGCCCACCGCUGCUGGAAAUCAGCAAUUGUCCUCCAAUUCCUCCGUCCGCUUGUUCCUCACCGCCAUCUCCGACAACAUUCGAUUCGGCCUCGCCAACCGCCGCCCCUGGUCGGAGGUCGUCGAUCGCUCCGCCUUCUCCAAGCCGGAAUCGAUCUCCGAAGCCACUCUCCGAUUGAGGAAGAACUACAACUACUUCCGCACCAACUACCUCACCAUCGUCACCGCCGUCCUCGCCUUUUCGCUUCUCACCAAUCCCUUCUCGCUCAUCCUCCUCUCCGGCCUCCUUGCCGCCUGGCUGUUCCUCUACGUCUUCCGCCAGGCGUCCGAUCCGCCGAUCGUCUUCUUCGGUCGCCAAUACUCCGAUCGGGAGACGCUCCUCUUCCUGAUCGUUUCGACCGUCGCCGUGAUCUUCCUCACCAGCGUCGGAUCCGUGCUCGUGUCGGCUCUCAUGAUCGGCGUCGCUGUUGUUAGCCUGCACGGUGCUUUUAGGGCACCCGAAGAUCUGUUCCUUGAUGAGCAGGAGCCGCAGGGCGGUGUUCCGGGAUUCCUCACAUUAUUGAGCGGUGGCGCCGUUGCUACUUCUCAAGCGCCCAUGCCUGCUAGGGCUUGAUGAGUCGUCGUGCGUCGACGGUAGUGGCGAAUAAAUUCUAUUUCUUUUGUUUUUUUCAUUUCUCGAUUUUUUGAAAUAAUUUGUUGAGUGAAUCUUAUGAAUGAUACAGUAAUUUGCUAUACGAUUAGCUAGAUAAAGAUAAAUAUACAAAUGAAUUUUUUUCA
This is a messenger RNA of Salvia miltiorrhiza (redroot sage), 1050 nucleotides long. RefSeq names its product PRA1 family protein B4-like. Lineage: Eukaryota; Viridiplantae; Streptophyta; Magnoliopsida; Lamiales; Lamiaceae. The transcript has a single exon. The record is from RefSeq and is a predicted model, not a curated record. Gene Ontology annotation, biological process: vesicle-mediated transport. The coding region runs from base 215 to 886 and encodes 223 amino acids. Gene Ontology annotation, cellular component: endoplasmic reticulum; Golgi apparatus.